Colletotrichum truncatum is the source of this 483-nucleotide messenger RNA. Lineage: Eukaryota; Fungi; Ascomycota; Sordariomycetes; Glomerellales; Glomerellaceae. The record is from RefSeq and is a predicted model, not a curated record.
AUGCAUCUGCUCUGCCUCUUCAUACUUCCCCUGGCUUCUAAGCACAAGUGCCAGGUUAUUCAUGCUGCCGAGUGUGUCGGGAUUCUCGGGUCCCACACCUUCUUCCUCAUCUCCAGUGCCUGCCGAUGCAUCUGCUCUGCCUCUUCAUACUUCCCCUGGCUAUCAAAAACGAGUGCCAGGUUGUUCAUGCUGGUGAGUGUGGAGGGAUUCUCGGGUCCCAGCACCUUCUUCCUCAACUCCAGUGUCUGCCGAUGCAUCUGCUCUGCCUCUUCAUACUUCCCCUGGCUUCCAAGAACCAGUGCCAGGUUGUUCAUGCUGGUGAGUGUGUCGGGAUUCUCGGGUCCCAGCACCUUCUCACUUAACUCCAGUGCCUGCCGAUGCAUCUGCUCUGCCUCUUCAUACUUCCCCUGGCUGUCGAAGCACUCUGCCAGGUUGUUCAUGCUGGUGAGUGUGGAGGGAUUCUCGAGUCCCAGCACCUUCUGA